Messenger RNA from Eruca vesicaria subsp. sativa (arugula), 972 nucleotides. The record is from the annotation of a GenBank genome assembly. Lineage: Eukaryota; Viridiplantae; Streptophyta; Magnoliopsida; Brassicales; Brassicaceae.
AUGCUGAACUUGCAUCUCAACUCGGAUGAUCUACUCAAACUAAGUGUUACUCCACGAAGGGCUAACGAUGGAGAUGAAAGGAUUGGAGUUGAAACCUGUUGCUUCUGUACGGUCAUUGUACAAUAUGUGUUUGAGAUUCGUAGCAAACAAAGACUUUUAAAGAUGAAGGCUAUGAAGAAAGAGACUGAAGCUGAUAGGAUGGUGAAAGAAGAGGAAAGGAGAAGGAAGAUUGGGUUAGCUAAUAAAGGAAAGGUUCCAUGGAACAAAGGCAUCAAACACACUCAAGCAGACACUCGAAGACGAAUCAAGCAGAGAACUAUUGAAGCUUUGAGAAACCCCAAGGUGAUUUUGUCUCUUUUCAGUGAUGAAACCAAGGAGAAGAUAAGAGCUUCAAUGAAACAAAUUUGGGCUGAAAGCUCAAGAUCCAAGAGAUUAAUGGAGAAUUUCACUUCAUUGUGGUCAGAGAGCAUUGCAGAAGCUGCAAGGGAAGGAGGAAGUGGCGAAGUGGAACUCGAUUGGGAUAGCUUCGAGAAAGCAGAACUAGAGAUUUCAUCUGAGCAGCAGUUUCAGUUGGCUGAAGAGAAAGCAAGAACAAAGGAACAAACCAAUAUGAGAGCAGAAGAAGUCAAGACUGAGAAGAAGAUGAGGAGAGUUGUGGAAAGAAAAAAAGAACGCCAAGAGAGAGACCAACGAGGAGGAAACACUAGAAAACUAAAGCAGAACAAAGAGAAUGCAACCGUUGCCUCACGUUCUAAACUGAAGAAAAGACUCACAAAGAUUCACAAGAAGAAAACAAAUCUUGGUAGAAUCGCUAUUGGGAAGUCUUCUGACCCAUGUUUGCGGGUGGUGAAGGAGGUCUUCUGUGGUUCUGACUCAUGUUCGGUGGUAGCAUAUGAGGCGGAUGCAGGUGUCAUUGCAUCUGAUACUUUAGGUCAUAAAACAGACUUUCCAUCGUAUGAAAGGUUCUCCUGA